Molecule: messenger RNA, 2657 nt
Organism: Sorghum bicolor (sorghum)
Lineage: Eukaryota; Viridiplantae; Streptophyta; Magnoliopsida; Poales; Poaceae
Product: ABC transporter G family member 25
Exons: 3
Coding region: 204-2153 (649 amino acids)
Cellular component (GO): membrane
Molecular function (GO): ATP hydrolysis activity; ABC-type transporter activity; ATP binding
Source: RefSeq, a predicted model, not a curated record
CACUCUGCUCUCUGCUGCGGCUACCUACCUAGCUGCUCCUCACACUCCCCCCCUCCAUCUCCAUCGCCGGCCAACAUCAGCUCUUGCGCGCAUGCCAGCACCGCUCCCGAUUCGUCAGCGCCACCUCGAUCAUCCCCAUCCUGUCUUCUAGCUACCUCCCCUGUGCUUCGUUCGUUCGAGACUCGCCGCCACGCACGCACGCAAUGCCUCCUAACGCCCACCAGGACGCGCACGGAAGCAACGCCGGCGGCCUCGCCGUGACGACGACGUCCCCUCCGGCGGCGGCGUCCAACUCCAAGAUGGACUGCUUCUUGACCACCGCCUGCACGCCGCUCAACCUCCAGUUCAUCGACGUGUCGUACCGCGUCAAGCAGACGACGGACCGAUCAUCGCCGUCCUCCAGCAAGGCACCACCGCCGGGCGGCCGGAUCUCAGCGCACUCGGGUUCCGGCGCCCCCGCGUCGUCGGCGGCAGAGGAGCGGACCAUCCUCAAGGGGAUCACGGGGGAGGCGCGGCCAGGGGAGGUCCUCGCGGUGCUAGGCCCAUCGGGGAGCGGCAAGUCGACGCUGCUGUCGAUCCUCGGCGGGCGCCGCCUGGCCGGGCGCCACACCGGGACCGUUCUCGCCGGCGGCCGCGCUCCCUGCCGCGCCGUGCAACGCCGGACGGGGUUCGUGGCGCAGGACGACGUGCUCCACCCGCACCUCACCGUCCGCGAGACGCUCACCUUCUGCGCGAUGCUGCGCCUGCCCCGGUCGGCGCCCGGCGCCGCCAAGGCGGCCGCCGCCGAGGCCGUGAUCGCGGAGCUCGGGCUGUCGGCGUGCGCCGACACCAUCGUCGGGAACGCCUUCGUCCGGGGCGUCUCCGGCGGGGAGCGCAAGCGGGUCAGCAUCGGGCACGAGCUGCUGGUGAACCCGAGCCUGCUGGUGCUGGACGAGCCCACGUCGGGGCUCGACUCCACCGCCGCGGCGAGGCUCGUCGCCACGCUGUCGGCGCUGGCGAGGAGAGGACGGACGGUGGUGCUGUCCGUGCACCAGCCGUCGUCGCGGGUGUACCGGAUGUUCGACUCCGUGCUGCUCCUCGCCGACGGCAGCUGCCUCUACUUCGGCGCCGGAAGGGACGCCAUGGACUACUUCGCGUCGGCCGGAUUCGCGCCGGGGUUCCAUGUCAACCCGGCUGACUUCAUGCUCGACCUCGCCAAUGGUUUUGCUCAAGCAGAUUACAACGUCACGGCAGAAGGCGGCAAUAACGUGAAGCAGUCGCUGAUCUCGUCCUACAACAAGGUGCUGGCCCCAAGGGUGAAGGCCUCCAUCGUCGCCGCCGAUCACGCGCAGAGUGGCGACGGCGAGCAGGUGCCGCCGCCGGCAGAGAGCUGCAGCAGCACGAGCUGGUGCAACCAGUUCACGAUCCUGCUCCAGCGCAGCCUCAAGGAGCGUCGCCACGAGACGUUCACGUCGCUGCGCAUCUUCCAGAUCAUGGCGCCGGCGCUGGUGGCCGGCGCCAUGUGGUGGCGGUCGACGCCGGUGGCGGUGCAGGACCGGCUGGGCCUGCUCUUCUUCGUCUCCAUCUUCUGGGGCGUCUUCGCCUCCUUCAACGCCGUCUUCGCCUUCCCGCAGGAGCGGCCGGUCCUCGCCCGGGAGCGCGCGUCGGGGAUGUACGCGCUCUCCUCCUACUUCAUGUCGCGCAUGGCGGGGGACCUCCCCAUGGAGCUCGCCCUCCCCACGGCGUUCACCGUCGUCGUCUACCUCAUGGCCGCGCUCAACCCUUCCCCCGCCGCGUUCGCGCUCACGCUCGCCGUCAUCCUGGGCUACGUGCUCGUCGCCGAGGGCUUGGGGCUCGCCGUCGGCGCCGUCAUGAUGGACGCCAAGCGCGCGUCGACUCUUGUCACGGUGAUCAUGCUGGCGUACCUCCUCACCGGCGGGUUCUACGUCCACAACGUGCCGGAGUUCAUGGUGUGGGCCAAGUACACCUCCUUCACCUACUACUGCUACCGCCUCCUCAUCGCCGUGCAGUACGGCGGGCACCUCAAGCGCCUGCUCCCGCCGGAGGCCGUCGACGGCGAGGCCGGACCGGGGGCCUGCGUCGCCGCGCUCGUCGCCAUGUUCUUCGGCUACCGGCUUCUGGCGUACCUCGCCCUCCGCCGCGUCAGGAAGUGAUCGGUCUGAUCUGACCUGACCUGACCUGACCCCCGCCGGCGUCAGCACCUGCUGCUGUAGGUAGCUAGCUAGGGACGUGUCUGUCCAUUAACUAUUCCGGCUGGCCGGCCGGUAACAUUGAAGGCGAGGUCCGGCCGCCGCGCGCGGCGAAACCGAUCGACCGGGAUCCGUGGCUCAGGAGGGCAGGCCGGCGUCGAAGGAGAUGAUUUGACCACAAAUGACGCGGUUGUUGUUGCAUCGGCGUCGCCGGGGAUCGACGCGAAGGUCGUCUUCUUCGUUCUCCCGCCGCGAUUUGUUUCUUUUUUUCACCCUUUUCUCUUACCUAUAAGUUUGGUGGUCAACAAUGUGCCAUCGAUCGAGAUGCCUUGUUUGCAAGUGUAUUAUAUAUUGAUGAUGAUGAUGAUGAAUCAGCGAGUGUAAGCUCAAGCUGUGAGAGCUGAUUUGUUUGGGCUUCUUGAUGAUCUGGUGAUGAUCGACGAAUUGAUAAUGAGAUUGAUUUUUAAA